Messenger RNA from Carassius carassius (crucian carp), 1868 nucleotides. RefSeq names its product leucine-rich repeat-containing protein 57. The transcript is spliced from 6 exons. Gene Ontology annotation, molecular function: protein binding. NCBI's taxonomy places the organism in Eukaryota, Metazoa, Chordata, Actinopteri, Cypriniformes, Cyprinidae. Bases 335 to 1051 code for a protein of 238 amino acids. The record is from RefSeq and is a predicted model, not a curated record.
CGCCGACUAGCGGAGGGGAGGUGCAAUUACAUGCAGGAGCCUUAAUCAUGUCUGUUUCUACAUAAACAAACAUCAUCCUGGGGAUGGACAAAGUUCCUUAGAUCAUCAUUUGAUCACCACCUUAGAUCCGAUAACAUUUAAUUAACAUUUACUCUUUAAGCGCUUAAUGAAGGUUAUUUAGCUGUAGCCGCCGGCGUGAUUCUGUAAACUUUUCCUGCUGUACACAUUUUCAAACUGUGGAUUUACAGAUAGCUAGUCGAGCUAACUGGCAAAGUCUUCCAGUGGAUUUCCUGAUAUCAAAUUCGACAGCAUCUGCAGCAUCCAGAUCCUGUAAAUGGGGAACAGUGCGCUCAAAGCUCAUUUGGAAACAUCUCAGAAGACUGGAGUCUUUCAGCUGACCGGAAAGGGGUUGACAGAGUUCCCAGAGGAGCUGCAGAAACUCACCGGAAACCUGCGGACAGUUGAUCUGUCCAACAAUAAAAUUGAGGUGCUUCCAGAAUUUAUAGGAGGUUUCCAGCAGCUCAAGAGUCUCACCAUAAGCAGCAAUAAACUGACCUGUCUACCAAAUGACAUCGGGAAACUCAAGAAGCUGGAGACUCUUAUUUUAAAUGGGAACCAGUUGAAGCAGCUUCCUUCAUCGGUGGGUCAGCUGAAGUCCUUGCGCACCCUAAGCCUCUCUGGGAAUCACUUCAAGGAGUUUCCCAAUGGACUCGGCACCCUUCGCCAGCUUGAUGUCCUGGACCUGUCCAAGAAUAAGAUCCAGGUGGUUCCUGCAGAAGUGGCCGAACUGCAAGCCAUUGAAAUCAACCUCAAUCAAAACCAGAUUUCAACAGUGUCUCCAGAGGUGUCCCGUGCUCCCAGACUGAAGGUCUUACGGCUGGAGGAGAACUGUCUGGAGCUCAUCUCUAUCCCUGUCUCCAUCCUCACAGACUCCCAGGUGUCCCUUCUGUCUGUGGAGGGCAACUUGUUUGAAGUUAAAAAGAUGCGUGACCUAGAAGGAUAUAACAAGUACAUGGAGCGUUUCACUGCAACCAAGAAGAAAUUUGCGUGAGCAGUCAGAGGCUUGCUGCACCUGUCCUCUGCAUUGGGCUUACCGUAGAGAGGUUUCAGCUGGGACUGCUUUUGGAAAUGGCAAGACGGGAAUGAAAAAAUGGUCAAGACUGCUUCACAACAUAGUAGAACGACGGCUCAGAAACCUUAGCCCUGCUGUUCAUCAUGUUACAGUACAGACCGCACUUUAUGGACCUUGCAUCACUCUUUCUUUUGCAAAGAUUUUAUAAACCGAAGUAUAACACAGACUCAGCUUUAUGAGGACAUUUACACUGGAGGAUGGUUGGUUUAUUGUAUAUUCAUGUAUACUAAUGUCACGUGUUUAUAGAAGGUCUGUCCUUUAGAGAGAACAUAUUAUACGUCCUCUACCCUUAAAGUAUGUGCUAUUGCUUAGCAUCUAUUGAUUCAUUUAUUUUAAAGCAUUAGAGUUAGAACACACCUUUGUUCCCUUUUUCAUGUCUGUUAUUAUUUGAUAAGAACAUUAGCUUGGGCAUCAAUGAGGUUUUAUCUGUUUAACAUGAUUUUGAUUGAACUGUGAUCUCAAAACUUCCGUUAAAGAAUAUUUGCUGUGAUAUUUAUUGAAACAAAGGCUGCACAUAAGUCUUUGUUGAAAACUGUCCAUGAAAUGAAUGACAGUGGAUAUUUAUUUGCAACACAAAAUUCAGUUUUAAUGCAGUACAUUUGCUUUUACACACAUAUACAUGCUGCAUGUUUUCUGACCAUAAAAGUGCAUUUUAGUGAAGGACUAUGUAUUUUCAUGCAGUUUUUUCUUCGUGGUCAUGUCUAUGUGUCCAUCUAUUAAUUACACACUUGAAUGU